Messenger RNA from Glarea lozoyensis ATCC 20868, 921 nucleotides. Its product is annotated as NAD(P)-binding Rossmann-fold containing protein. Gene Ontology annotation, biological process: fatty acid catabolic process. The transcript has 4 exons. The record is from RefSeq and is a predicted model, not a curated record. Gene Ontology annotation, molecular function: 2,4-dienoyl-CoA reductase (NADPH) activity. NCBI's taxonomy places the organism in Eukaryota, Fungi, Ascomycota, Leotiomycetes, Helotiales, Helotiaceae. The coding region runs from base 1 to 921 and encodes 306 amino acids.
AUGGCUCUCCCCAGAUCAGAAUACCUCUCCUCCACCUGGCGCGAUGGAAUCUUCGACAAUAAAGUCGUAUUCUGCACCGGCGGCGGCGGAACCAUAUGUUCAGCGCAAGUCCGGGCACUCGUGCAUCUCGGCGCAAACGCCUGCAUCUUAGGACGUAAUGUCGAGAAGACAGAGAAAAUGGCACAGAGCAUUGCUACUGCGCGGAAAGGGGCGAAGGUGAUUGGGAUUGGUGGGGCGGAUGUGAGGAGUAUUGAGAGUCUGGAAAAGGCUGUGGAGAGGUGUGUGAGGGAGCUGGGUGGCAUUGAUUAUGUGAUUGCUGGGGCAGCAGGCAAUUUCUUGUCUCCCAUCGCCGGACUGUCGGCGAAUGCGUUUAAAACAGUCAUGGACAUCGAUACACUCGGUUCGUACAACACGCUGAAAGCUACGAUCCCCUACCUCAUCGAGUCCGUAAAGAAAAAUCCGAAUACCGGGACGAAUACAUCAACAGGCGGCAGAAUCCUGUUCAUAUCAGCGGCGUUCCACUAUACGGGGAUGCCGUUACAGACACAUGCUGCGGCUGCGAAGGCGGGGGUCGAUGCUAUCAUGGCGGGGACUGCGUUGGAGUAUGGUCCGUAUGGGAUUACUAGUAAUGUUAUCACACCUGGACCUAUCGCCGGCACAGAAGGCAUGGCCCGUCUCGGCGACCCGAAAUCCGAAGCCACCGGCGCAGCACAGCGGAAAAAUCCAUUAGGUCGCUACGGAACAGUCAAGGAGAUCGCAGAUGGAACGGUGUAUCUGUUUGCGGACACGGGGAGCUAUGUUAAUGGCGAGGUGCUGGUUAUUGAUGGUGGUGGAUGGAGGUCUACGGGUGCUUUUGAUGGAGAGAAGACUUAUCCAGAUUAUUUGCUUGAUGGGACUUUUACGAAGAAGGCGAAAUUGUGA